AUGUCCCCCGUGAAAGUCACAAAGAUUUGCUGCAUUGGCGCCGGAUACGUUGGCGGUCCUACCUGCGCCGUCAUUGCUCUGAAGUGCCCGCAUAUCACUGUCACCAUUGUAGACCUCAAUCAGGCCCGCAUAGAUGCUUGGAAUAGCGCGGACUUCGCGCUACCGAUCUACGAGCCCGGCCUUGUUGAGGUCGUGAAGCAGGCGAGAGGGCGUAACCUCUUUUUCUCAACCGACGUCGACAAGGGCAUCAAGGAGGCGGACCUCAUCUUCGUCAGUGUAAAUACUCCGACCAAGAAGAGCGGAGUGGGGGCAGGUUUUGCUGCUGACCUCAACUAUGUCGAACUGGCGACGCGUCGUAUUGCCGCUGUUGCGCACUCAUCCAAGAUCGUCGUUGAAAAGUCGACAGUGCCCUGCCGUACAGCGGAGUCUAUGCGUACGAUACUCGAGGCAAACUCACGCCCCGGGUGCCGCUUCGACAUUCUCUCCAACCCCGAAUUCCUCGCUGAGGGUACCGCAAUUAGCGACUUGUUCAGCCCUGACCGUGUUUUGAUCGGGUCACUUCAGACUCAGGAGGGCAAGGACGCAUGCGGGUCCCUCUCUGACGUCUACGCCAACUGGGUACCCAAGGAGCGUAUCUUGACCGUCGGCCUCUGGUCCUCCGAGCUCUCCAAGCUUGCCGCGAACGCGAUGCUCGCACAGCGCAUCUCCUCUGUGAACGCGCUCUCCGCGAUCUGCGAGGCAACCGGCGCGAAUAUUGACGAGGUUGCGCACGCCGUCGGCUUCGACUCGCGCAUAGGGCCCAAGUUCCUGCGCGCGUCCGUCGGCUUUGGCGGGUCCUGCUUCCAGAAAGACAUUCUCAACCUCGUCUACCUCUCAGAGAGCCUUCACCUCCCCCAGGUUGCCGCAUACUGGCGUCAGGUCGUCGAGAUGAACGAGUACCAGAAGAGCCGCUUCUCCAAAACAGUCGUCGACACGCUCUUCAACACGAUCACCGGCAAACAAAUAGCAGUGCUUGGCUUCGCGUUCAAGGCCGACACCGGCGAUACGCGCGAGUCACCCGCCAUCUCACUCGUCCGUGACUUCCUUUCAGAGCGGGCCUACGUCACCAUCUACGACCCGCAAGUGGAGGAGACACAAAUCUGGCUGGACCUUGCUGAGGCCUGCCCGACUGUCCCGCUCGAGCUCAUCAAGAAACAGGUUACCAUCGUCAAGUCCGCAAUUGAGGCUUGCAAGAAUAAGGAAGCGAUUGUCAUCGCGACCGAGUGGAAGGAAUUCCGCGAGAUCGACUGGCAUACAGUGUACACGCACAUGAACAAGCCCGCCUUCGUGUUCGAUGGCCGCAUGCUUGUAGAUGCAGACGCUUUGCGGCAGAUUGGAUUCAAAGUCAAAGUAAUCGGCCGCGGUGAGCGGGUCUGA
Postia placenta MAD-698-R-SB12 is the source of this 1416-nucleotide messenger RNA. RefSeq lists its product as hypothetical. Gene Ontology annotation, cellular component: cytosol; nucleus. Gene Ontology annotation, biological process: glycosaminoglycan biosynthetic process. The record is from RefSeq and is a predicted model, not a curated record. The transcript has 8 exons. Gene Ontology annotation, molecular function: NAD binding; UDP-glucose 6-dehydrogenase activity. Lineage: Eukaryota; Fungi; Basidiomycota; Agaricomycetes; Polyporales; Adustoporiaceae. Bases 1 to 1416 code for a protein of 471 amino acids.